This is a messenger RNA of Aspergillus fumigatus Af293, 1812 nucleotides long. The record is from RefSeq and is a predicted model, not a curated record. NCBI's taxonomy places the organism in Eukaryota, Fungi, Ascomycota, Eurotiomycetes, Eurotiales, Aspergillaceae.
AUGUCGAACCCCGCGCAACCCUACGAACCCUCUCGACGGACGACCGUCUAUAGCCGCCAGCCAGAGGAGCUUCAUAUCCCGUCCGGGCCCCAGGCCAGUUCAAAUAUGCAGCGCCAAUCGAUGUCUCACGAAUUAUCGCCAACUACUGAGCCCCCAAUGAACAAUCUCCCUUCCAUUAAUGUCCAGCCUUCGAGCGCCAAACCAAGCCACUACGCGGCCGGUACCAGUAGUGGCAGCGGUGCUCUCCCAGGAGCACUCCAACCAGGGAACGUGAACCGUCCUCCAGCAGUGUCUAUGAACACAGCGCCUUCUGCGCUCCCAACGCUUACCCAACUGUCUACCCAGCUGCAACCGCAGGCAUCGCAACAGCCACAACAACAGCAGCCACCGACGACCCCUCGUUCGGGCAUGGUCAAUUCGCACGGCCAUUCCAGAUCCAGUCCUUCGAACCUCGAGCAACCCAAAUAUAGAUCGCACGGAGGGACGGAGAAUUCCAGAUAUGGAUCAUCACCCGGUGCGGGUUUCCAGCCUCAUACUCCGCAAGGAGCGAAAUACUCCCCGCUUGGGUUGGCCGAUAUACGUCCGUCGGGAGAUCUUCUGAGCGACGCACUCCACAGUCCGAGCAUGCCCCCAAUUAAUGGAGAUACUCAGGUUCCAACGAAUAGCAACUAUAUCGCCCCUUGGCCCGUAUAUGCAAUGGAUUGGUGUAAAUGGCCAAUUUCAGGAAGCCCGGGCUCCUUUGGCGGCAAGAUCGCACUAGGAAGCUACUUGGAAGAUAACCACAACUAUAUACAAAUCAUUGAUACCCAUUUGACACAACCAGACCCGGAUACACCAGAUCUCGCGCCUGGAGACAUGAAAAUAGAGUAUGUCAAAACCGCCGAAGCCACACAUUCUUAUCCCGUCACGAGAAUCCUCUGGGAGCCGCCCUCGUCCCAGAAGCAAUCGACGGACCUACUCGCGACAUCCGGCGACCACCUACGACUGUGGUCACUACCCACUACCCAGCCCUUGCAUAGCUCUAACUCGAUCACACGUCCUGCAAAUCAGCGGGAUCCCCCGGCUGCCAAGCUUUCUCCCUUAGCAUUGCUAUCAAAUUCAAAGUCUCCCGAACAUACUGCCCCUAUCACCUCUCUCGAUUGGAAUACGAUCUCUCCCAGCUUGAUCAUCACCUCGAGUAUCGACACAACAUGCACAAUUUGGGACAUUCCUACGCUCACAGCCAAAACACAGCUGAUUGCGCACGACAAGGAGGUAUAUGACGUUCGAUUCUGUGCGAACAGCGUCGACGUCUUUGUUAGCUGCGGCGCUGAUGGUAGUGUGCGCAUGUUUGAUUUGCGCAGCCUGGAGCACAGCACGAUCAUCUACGAGCCGACUGAGAAGAAUGACAAAUCAUCACCACAUGAUGCUCACCUCCUAGCAACAUUUUCUCAAGACUCCAACAUCGUCCGUGUACUCGAUGUUCGGCAGCCUGGCCAAGCCAUCCUCGAGCUCAAAGGCCACUCCGCACCCAUCAACUGUGUCGAUUGGUCCCCCAACAGACGGGGUGUCCUCGCCUCCGGCGCAGACGACUGCUUUGUCCUCCUGUGGGAUCUAAUCAACCAGCACAAUGCCGCGCCUGUGGCCCCCGUCGUGCACAAUCCAGGCACACCAUCAACCACCUCCGAACGAGGGCCCGCUGCGGCCUGGCAAUGCGAUUAUGAAGUCUCGAACCUUAGCUGGUCUCCCCAAGGGGGGACGACCAGCUCUGGUCACCCGAGGGAUUGGUUAGGAGUCUGUGGUGGCCGAGGCGUGUGGGGAGUUGCAUUAUGA